Molecule: messenger RNA, 1632 nt
Organism: Penicillium angulare
Lineage: Eukaryota; Fungi; Ascomycota; Eurotiomycetes; Eurotiales; Aspergillaceae
Exons: 1
Coding region: 1-1632 (543 amino acids)
Source: RefSeq, a predicted model, not a curated record
AUGAUUGUCAAGGGAAAGAUGACGGCUUCCAACACCCGCCGUGCGGAGUUUGAAAAGGAGCUGGCUGAUGCCAAAUGUGCAUUGGAAGUUGCACGUGUCCAGGUGAUGAAUGUUUUGGCUGAGCGUGAUGCGCAGGUUGUCAGAGCUCAGGCCGCGGAGAACCUUGUUGAGGGGCAAAAGGUAACCAUCGAACACUUCAAGAACGAUGUAGAUCGCUUCGAAAGACUGGUGAAGUCGUUGGUUCUCCAGCGAGCUGCUGCCGUGGAAGCAGCCAGAAAGGCUCUCGCGGAGGAGGCCAAGGCCAGAAACCAGGCCGCAGUGGCUCGAGCUCACGAGAAAGCUAUCAGAGAGGACUUCGAAUCACUGGUUGUGAGAUUUGAGAUUCUGGAAAAACAAUACGUGCUCUCUCAAGACGGGAACAAAGACCUCAAAAUCAAAUUUCAUGAGUCUUUAGAUAAGCUCAAAUUGCUUACUGAGCAAUUAGAUCACCUGAAGAUUGAGUUGGAAAAAAAGAUCGAAGCCAACGAAGUUUUUCAAGCAGAAAACGCUGUAUUCGAGAUCGGAAUCCAGGAAGUCCAGGCUGCCGCGGAUCGGGCGAGAGACCGUGCGACGAAGGCGGAGGAAGAUCGCGACGAAGCAGAAAAGGCUUACCAUGAUUCCCAUCGCAAGGAAAAAGAGUUGCACAGACGACAUGUCAGGGUAAAGAUAGAAUGGGAAAAUUCCCAAUAUGAGUUGAAGGAGGGGCAGAUGAGGAAAAAGAGCCUCCGGAUUGAGCGUGAGCAUGUCAUAAAGGUGGCCCAUUACAAUAGCCACUGGACGAAGGAAACCGUUGAGUGGGGCCAAGCCUUGAACUUCAUGAAUCACCGACUUCUUGGAGAAUGGAGAUCCAUGCAAGACGAGAAGGAGAAGGCUUUGGAGAAGCUCCUCGAUACAGAGAGAAAAGGUCUUAUCUUUGUUGGUGAUUCAACUGAGGCCCGCGAAAGAAUCAUCGCCCUAGAUGCCCAAUUGGGCAUGCUCAUUGAAUCCAGGAGAGCCUCUGAAAUUGACCAAGAUACUUUGGAGAGGCAGUGGGAGGAGAUGAAGAAAAAACUGAAAGAUGAGGUUGAGUUGAAAAAGAAAGAGCUUAAUGAUACCCACGUCAUCUGUAUGGGACUGCAGGAGCAGCUUACCGCUGAAAAGGCCCACAACCACGAUACCACCGAAAAGCUAGACGCUGCAAAUGCGCAGAUCAAUGGCACCAAGGAGGACUGCAAGAACACUGUUGCCGCAAAGGAGAAGGAACAUGUCGACAAGCUGAAGGAUGUGGAGGAGAAGGUCCAGCAACGUAUCACCGAUCAAGUGAAUGCUACCCUUGAACGUACCAGCCACCGCUCAUAUGUUUACACAAAUGUCACUCUGCUGGAGAUCUUCUACGGUGGAAAGCGCGUGGACGACGUCGCUAUUUACAAGAACAUCGGUGAACACUGGGGUUCCUCGGAGCCUUUGGCUCUCAACAAGAUCUUCGGUGACAAGGACAAGAAGCAGACUGUGAUUAUUUAUCGCACCAAGUCUAGGGAUGAACCUGCAAUUCUCAUGGCCUCGGCACAGGAUAGUGCGCUCAAGCUUCCUCCUCUUAAGGGCCCCAAGCACUAG